This is a messenger RNA of Penicillium bovifimosum, 612 nucleotides long. RefSeq lists its product as uncharacterized. NCBI's taxonomy places the organism in Eukaryota, Fungi, Ascomycota, Eurotiomycetes, Eurotiales, Aspergillaceae. The coding region runs from base 1 to 612 and encodes 203 amino acids. The record is from RefSeq and is a predicted model, not a curated record. The transcript has a single exon.
AUGGCUCCUCCUAAGGCUGAUAAGCACAGCAGACAGCAGCGAGUGAGCAACCCCGAUGACGAACCCCAGACACCCCCGAAUCCUGACUCCGACCCUUCCCACGAAACCACUCCUGAUCCUCUCGCCGACAAUGAUGACGAUACUGGCGGAGGAUUUGAACCCCAGAUCACGUUCAAGGGAACCAGAUUGAUCAACCUCCAACUGGACUCGCCGGCGGUUACCAAACAGCUCCUGAAGAUUGAUCUCAAGGACCGAUAUGACAAAUUGACCGCGGUCUACAAGGAACUGGAGCAGAAGUUCUACGAACUUGAAAGACUCAACUCUGAACUCCAGGACAAGCCCCGCAAUCAGGAAGGAAAAAUCAUUCGUGAGCGAGACGAGGCGAUGGCUCGCUACCAACGAGCAAGAGAAGAGAGAAACAACGCGCGAGCUGACCUGGAGAAAGCGGUCUCUCGAGCAGCCGCAGCUACGGAAGAGAAGGAUGCCGCUAUUACCAAGCUGCAUGAGAUGGCCAUCAAGAUUUGUGAUCUGCAAACCCGCGCACCGAUUGUGGAGGCGGUCAAGAAGACAACGCGUCUGCCAGACGCACCCAUGUGUUACGAACCCCACUAG